This is a messenger RNA of Triticum turgidum subsp. durum (durum wheat), 3387 nucleotides long. The record is from the annotation of a GenBank genome assembly. NCBI's taxonomy places the organism in Eukaryota, Viridiplantae, Streptophyta, Magnoliopsida, Poales, Poaceae.
AUGAACAGUGAAGACGCCGGCACACUUACUAUCUCCACGUCAUUUCCUUCUCUUUCCACCGACGGCCACUAUCCCCUCUUCUCCCCUCCCCACAGCAGCCUUGGCGAAAGAGCUCCACAGGGGAGGCGACGGCGCGCUGGAUCUGAUCGAUUUUGGGUGUCGCUCAGCACCAUGGCCGAAUCACUGCUUCUCCCUUUGGUGCGCGGCGUGGCCGGCAAGGCCGCAGACGCGUUAGUCCAGACCGUGACCCGGAUGUGUGGCCUCGAAGACGACCGCGAAACGCUGGAGCGCCAUCUGCUGGCCGUCCAGUGCAAGCUGGCCAACGCGGAGGGAAGGAGCCAGAGCAAUGCCUACCUCAGGAGCUGGAUGGAGAAGCUCAAGGCCGUCGCCUACGAGGCCGACGACGUCCUCGACGACUUUCAGUAUGAGGGGCUGCGCCGUGAAGCCCGGAUCGGCAAGUCCACUUCCCGCAAGGUACUCAGCUAUGUCACAUACCACAGCCCGCUGCUCUUCCGUUUUGCCAUGAGCAGGAAGCUCAAGAGUGUCCUUGAGAAGAUCAAUAAGUUAGUUGAGGAGAUGAACAAGUUUGGCCUUGAGAAUUCUGUCCAUCAGCAGGAGCCCCAACUUCCUUGGCGGCAGACUCACUCCAAACUGGAUGAGUCCGCCGACAUCUUUGGGAGAGAUGAUGACAAGGAGAGGGCGGUGAAGCUGCUGCUAGAUCAGCAAGAUCAGCGUGAGGUGCAGGUGCUGCCCAUCUUUGGUAUGGGAGGUCUUGGCAAGACGACAAUUGCUAAGAUGGUGUACAAUGACCAAGGGGUCCAGCAACAUUUCCAGUUGAAGAUGUGGCGCUGCGUGUCAGACAAUUUUGAUGUUGUUGCUAUUGUGAAAUCCAUCAUUGAAUUGGCUACAAAUGCAAGAUGCGACCUGCCCGACAACAUCGAGCUUUUGCAGAAGAAACUUGAUGAAGUCAUUUGCCAGAAGAGAUUUUUACUUGUUCUCGAUGAUGUCUGGAAUGAAGAGAAGACGAUAUGGGAGGAAAAUUUGAAGCCACUGUUAUGCUCCAUUGGUGGACCAGGAAGUGUCAUUGUAGUCACAUGUCGAAGCAAGCAAGUGGCCUCUAUAAUGUCCACCGUUAAGCCCCAUGAGCUAGCAUUUUUGGAUGAAGAAAAUUCAUGGGAAUUGUUUUCAAACAAAGCAUUUAGCAAUGGUGUGGAGGAGGAAGCAGAGUUGGUCACCAUUGGAAGACGUAUUGUAAAUAAAUGCGGGGGGUUGCCUCUUGCACUGAAGACAAUGGGUGGAUUGCUGAGUUCGAAGCGACAAGUACAUGAGUGGAAGGCCAUCGAAGAAAGUAACAUUGGGGAUACUGUUGGAGGCAAAUAUGAGGUCAUGCCCAUACUGAAGUUAAGCUACAAACACCUGUCAUCUGAAAUGAAGCAAUGCUUUGCAUUCUGUGCACUUUUCCCCAAGGAUUAUGAGAUGCAGAAGGAUAUGUUGAUCCAACUAUGGAUGGCAAAUGGCUUUAUUCAAGAAGAGGGAACAAUGGAUUUAACACAGAAAGGAGAGUUUAUUUUCCAUGAAUUGGUUUGGAGGUCGUUCCUGCAAGAUAUAAAAGUUGUAGUCAAAUAUACUAACUUAUUUUAUAGCUCAAAAUAUGAGACAGUAGUGUGUAAAAUGCAUGACUUAAUGCAUGACUUAGCCAGAGAUGUUAGCAAUGAAUGUGCCACCAUAGAAGAAUUGACUGAACUGAAAGCAUCUGUAACAAAUGUCCGUCACAUGCAAAUGUCAGAGGAUGUUGAACUGGAAAAGAUCUCUGGGUUGUUCGAUGGAAAAACAUCUCUCCGCACUUUGUUAGCCCCUUCAAAAGUGAACAGGGAUUUUAACCGGCUGCAACAAGUAUCAUUACGGGCAUUGCAUUGGCAGAUAUCUUGCGCCAAUUUCAAGGCCGUAAAUGGAAAACAUUUACGGUAUCUUGACUUCUCGACUUGCAGCGUCAAUGCUACAUUGCUAGAUUCAAUAUGUCUACUUUAUAACCUACAAACACUGAGGCUCGUUGGUUGCUUAGAUCUACGACAGCUACCAGAGGACAUGGUGAUAAGCUUGAGAAAGCUCAUACAUCUUUAUCUUUUUGGAUGUUCUGCUCUGGAGCGGACUCCUCCAAACAUUGGUCAGCUAAACAACCUUCAUACACUAACAACAUUUGUUGUGGAUACUAGAGAUGGUUGUGGUAUUGAGGAGCUCAAAGAAAUGCGGCACCUUAGCAACAGGUUGGAACUGUACAGUUUGAGAAAAAUAAAGAGUGUACAGCAUGCAAAAGAAGCCAACCUUCAGCAGAAGCAAAAUCUGACUGAGUUGUUGUUCUGUUGGGGCCUUAAAAGACAUGACAAGCCCAAGAAUGAGGCAUGUAAUGAGGAAGAAGUGUUCCAGCAUCUAGAACCUCAUAGCAAGAUCAAAAAAUUUGAGUUGUAUGGAUAUGGUGGCCCAGAAAUACCACGAUGGAUGAGAGAUCCUCAGAUGUUUCAGUACUUAAGAAAACUCACCAUUUCCAACUGGACAAGGUGUAAGAAUAUACCUGUAGUAUGGCUCUCACCCUCACUACAGUACUUAACCUUGAAAAACAUGGGUAAACUGAAGACAUUAUGUGACAACCUUUGCAUAGAAGGUGGAGGACGCAGUACCCCUCUACAAAUUUUCCCGAAGUUGAAGGAGAUGGUCUUGAAAGAGCUAUCUAGUCUAGAGGGAUGGGCAGAUAACAGUGCGGGUGUGUCUAUUGAUAGCUCAGUAAUUUUCCCGGUGCUUGAGAAGCUAGAAAUCAGCCAAUGCUGUAAGCUUGCAAGUUUUCCACUGAGCCCCAUUCUCAAAGACCUGACUUUAUCGGGAUACUUGGACGCGGAGUGUGUAUGGGAUUUUCCAAGGUUGCCUACAUCCCUUGAAAGUUUGUGUAUUCAAUGCUUCGGAGGUUUGGUGGUGCUGCCUUCGAACCUUGGAGCUCUGGCAAAGCUGAGCAACCUAGUGGUGCAUAACUGCAGGAGGCUGAAAGGGUUGCCUGACGGGAUGGAUGGCCUCACUUCUCUUCGGAUAUUGGACAUCACUUUUUGUCCAGCGACGGAGGAAUUCCCUAAUGGUCUCCUUCAGCGGUUGCCAGCCCUUGACGCCCUAACCAUAUAUGGUUGCCCUGAGUUGCAAAGACGAUGCAGAGAAGGAGGGGAGUAUUUCCACCACCUGGUCCCUAUCCCACUUAAAUCAGGAUUCAAAACUAGAUUUCUAGAAGCAGAAGCAGAAUCCAGAAUUAUAGUACCAGAAGCAGAAACGAGCGGAAAGAAGUUUCUAAGAAGGCUCCUCCCCUCCUGCGCUCACUCGAAGUCUGACUCUGAGUCUGACGAUAACUGA